This is a messenger RNA of Chiloscyllium plagiosum (whitespotted bambooshark), 2051 nucleotides long. The record is from RefSeq and is a predicted model, not a curated record. NCBI's taxonomy places the organism in Eukaryota, Metazoa, Chordata, Chondrichthyes, Orectolobiformes, Hemiscylliidae.
CCCUCUCUCUCUGUGGUGUGUGUGUCUGAUCAUUCAGUGUGAGAGAGGAGGAGAAGAGAGAGAGAGAGACAGGAGGGAUCUGUUCCGAAGAUCAGCCCGUCCUCACCGUUUCCCUGAGAUGUGUUAACCCCCUGUGCCCACCUCUCUCCCUCUCUCUGUUUACAGAUGCUGCCAGGGGGCUGACCACGAUCAGCAGCGUGCUGUCCAUCAGAGAGAGCGAGGAGGCAGGUUCUGUGAGGAGCUGGUGCGUGGGCUCCGCCUCCACUGAAGGGGGGAUGAUGGCUCCGAGGCCCGCGUGCUUCCGGAUGUUUCCGGCGGCCGGGCUCCUGCUGGCGCCCCUCCUGGGCGCGUCCCCGGCCCGGUCGGAGUCCCCCCCCGGGCCACCGGGCAACAGCACCUGCGUGGGGGCGUACGUGUGCGAGAAGGGGGUCAUCCUCCCCUUGUGGCAGCCCCAGGACCCCUCGGUGGGCGACAAGGUGGCGCGUGCCAUCGUCUACUUUGCCGCCAUGGUCUACAUGUUCCUGGGGAUGUCCAUCAUCGCCGACCGCUUCAUGGCGUCCAUCGAGGUGAUCACCUCGCAAGAGCGCGAGAUCACCAUCAAGAGGCCCAACGGAGAGACCACCACCACCACUGUGCGGGUCUGGAACGAGACGGUGUCCAACCUGACCCUGAUGGCGCUGGGCUCGUCUGCCCCGGAGAUCCUGCUGUCCGUCAUCGAGGUGUGCGGGCACAACUUCAAGCAGGGCGUGCUGGGCCCUGCCACCAUCGUGGGCAGCGCGGCCUUCAACAUGUUCGUCAUCAUCGCCACCUGCAUUUACGUGGUGCCCGACGGCGAGAGCCGCAAGAUCAAGCACCUGCGCGUGUUCUUUGUCACCGCCAGCUGGAGCAUCUUCGCCUACAUCUGGCUGUACCUGAUCCUGGCCGUGAUCAGCCCCGGCGUGGUGGACAUCUGGGAGGGCCUGGUCACCCUCUUCUUCUUCCCGGUGUGCGUGAUGGUGGCGUGGAUCGCUGACCGUCGCCUGCUGGUCUACAAGUACGUGUACAAGAAGUACCGGGCGGACAAGAGCCGCGGCCUCAUCAUCGAGACAGUGGGCGAGAGGCCGCCCGACAAGAUGGAGCUGGAGCUGGACGGGGCCUGCCCGGGCUCCCCCCAGGAGGGAGGGCCGGACGCCGAGGUGGCAGACCGCGACCAGGAGGAGGCCGAGAGGCGGCUGAUGGCCAGGGUGCUCCGAGAGCUCAGGCAGAGGCACCCGGACAAGGACACGGAGCAGCUGGUGGAGAUGGCCAACUACCACGUGCUGAGCCAGCAGCAGAAAAGCCGCGCCUUCUACCGCAUCCAGGCCACCCGCCGCAUGACUGGGGCUGGCAACAUCCUCAAGAGGCACGCGGCAGAGCAGGCCCGGCAAGCCCUCAGCGCCCAGGACCUGCGGCGCCACCACCCUCACACCCAGGGGACCGUCCGCUUCGAGCACGCCCAGUACCAGUGCUUCGAGAACUGCGGCUCGCUGCAGCUGGGGGUCACCCGCGAGGGCGGGGACCCCGAUUGCACCCUGGCGGUGGACUUCCGCACCGAGGACGGCACUGCCAACGCCGGCUCCGAUUACCAGUUCACGGAGGGCACCCUGGUCUUCCAGCCGGGCGAGGUGAGGCACGAGCUGUCCGUCGGCAUCAUCGACGACGACAUCUUCGAGGAGGACGAGUACUUCCGGGUUCACAUCAGUAACCUCCGGGUCAGCCACCCGGACCGGAAGGCGGAGGAGGGGUGCAGGGCGCCCGGAGGGCACCAGGCCCCGGCCUACAUCCUGGGCUCGCCCACCGUCGCCACGGUCACCAUCUUCGACGACGACCACGCUGGCGUCUUCUCCUUCGCCCAGGGCUCGCAGCGGGUCAGCGAGAGCAUGGGGGUCAUGGGGGUGGAGGUGCAGCGGACGUCGGGCGCCCGGGGCACCGUCCACCUGCCCUACAGGACGGUCGAGGGCACGGCCAAGGCUGGAGAGGACUUUGUGCAGCACAGCGGCCACCUGGUCUUCCACAACGACGAGAUCGCGUAA